CACCAAGUUUCUUGCGCAACAUUGAACUCAAUUUCGAAUCGAACUCGCUCCAAUUACUACUCCACACAAGCAGUCUGAUAUGCCUCGAGUGACAGAUGUGACGACUUCUGACUCGGAGGUGGACAGGUCACACGCGAAACAGAAGAAAGAAUACUCAUCCAAGAAGAAUCGCGUAUCCUCUUCAGAGCCCGACCUCGCGUCGGAGAGUGAAGAGGCUCCUGGAGAGGAGGGCGACGAGCAGGACGAGGAGUAUGAGAUUGAGGAGGUCAUAGAAUCCCAAAAAGGUUAUUUUGGUGAUGGCAAAUUUGGCUAUUUUGUGAAAUGGAAAGGUUACCCCUCUGACGAUAACAGCUGGGUACACGAGGACGAUGCAGCCAAUGCGCAGGACCUCAUCAAUAAGUAUUGGGAAAACAAGCGUAAAGCCAGCAAGGGUGGUCCCCGCAAGUCCACAGAUGCUGGAAAACCCAAAGCCGGCCGUAAAUCCGCCAUUGUAGAGGAGCCUCGAGAGCCCACGAUCUCUGCAAAGAAACGUAGUAGGCCGAAGAAAGCGGACCAGGAUGAGCAGUCGGAGAAGGAGCAGGAUGCCAGCAGCGACGAUGACGAUGCUAGAGCAAAGAAAAAACCACGUAAGAGCCAAGGGUCAUAUGCGAAGAAGGUCGCGAAACAGCUGGCUGAAGAUGAAGAGGUGGUCACUUUCGGUAGUAUGAAGAAGCACAUGACUAUUGCUAGUUGGGAGAACCUUGUCGAGACCAUUGACACAAUCGAACGCGGAGACGAGGGUGACCUCUAUGUGUACUUCAAAAUAAAGCACAGCGAUGUCCGAAUGCGGGAAGUUUCCCGACUUUGUGCUCAAAAGUUCCCUCAGAAGCUCAUCAAGUUCUACGAGUCCAAUCUGCGAUGGAGGAUCGACGGCGAAGACGCGAAUUAACACCGUACGACGCAGUGGCAUCCAACCAGGGUUUCCUUAUUUUGUUUUACUCAUUGCUUUAUCUCGUUUCAUGCAUACCAAACAUGAAACUGAACUUGUUAAUCGUGUUUUACUUCAGGUUCACAUAUCCAAAAUUAAUGGGAUAUACGUUAUGCAUUUCCAGGACACUCAGGCUCCGACCAUUAUGUUAAUGUAGGGUCCGUGUAUUUCAUCCGCAUGACCACUACAAACCCCUGCAUCACUUGCAAAUGAGUGUGUACAUGGUAGUUCCGCACAGCAUUGCUCAAGUACCUCCGGAAGCAUUUUGAGUGGGUCGUAUAAUUAAUGACAGUCAACGCCACUGAGGGACGCGAUGGUGCAACGAAAGUCAUCCAUUGCGGCAAAUGCACAUGGCACUAGGAGUCAUUACGUUAUUUCGGAACCGUUCCGACGGGUACCGCCAGUUGGUCAC
Molecule: messenger RNA, 1379 nt
Organism: Suillus subaureus
Lineage: Eukaryota; Fungi; Basidiomycota; Agaricomycetes; Boletales; Suillaceae
Exons: 5
Coding region: 80-928 (282 amino acids)
Biological process (GO): chromatin organization; negative regulation of transcription by RNA polymerase II
Cellular component (GO): nucleus; pericentric heterochromatin
Molecular function (GO): chromatin binding
Source: RefSeq, a predicted model, not a curated record